Messenger RNA from Synchiropus splendidus (mandarinfish), 4944 nucleotides. RefSeq names its product hippocalcin-like protein 4. The transcript is spliced from 4 exons. Bases 163 to 738 code for a protein of 191 amino acids. NCBI's taxonomy places the organism in Eukaryota, Metazoa, Chordata, Actinopteri, Syngnathiformes, Callionymidae. The record is from RefSeq and is a predicted model, not a curated record. Gene Ontology annotation, molecular function: calcium ion binding.
CAGCGGUUCAUUCAUCUUCUUCCAUAGAGAGGUGAGUUAAAGGGAAGGUUACCAUACAUGUGGGCAGCACCACUGCUGUGAGAGGAGUUGAGGAGCAAAGACACACUGUUCUAACCACCAAGGUGCGUUUACUCAGCCAGACAACUUAAGAGGUGAAGCAUCAUGGGGAAACACAACAGCAAACUGGCCCCAGAGGUUUUGGAUGACCUGACGAAGAACACCGAGUUCAACGAAGCAGAACUCAAGCAGUGGUACAAAGGCUUCCUCAAAGACUGUCCCUCUGGGAUCCUAAACCUGGACGAGUUCCAGCAGCUUUAUGUGAAAUUUUUCCCAUAUGGUGACGCCUCCAAGUUCGCGCAGCAUGCCUUCCGGACGUUCGACAAGAAUGGCGACGGAACCAUCGACUUCAGGGAGUUCAUCUGUGCACUUUCAAUCACCUCCAGAGGAAGCUUUGAGCAGAAGCUCAACUGGGCGUUUAAUAUGUAUGACUUGGAUGGCGACGGCAAGAUCACCCGCGUGGAGAUGUUAGAGAUUAUUGAGGCCAUCUACAAGAUGGUCGGCACGGUCAUCAUGAUGCGCAUGAACGAGGACGGCUUGACACCUCAGCAGCGCGUGGACAAGAUAUUCUCAAAGAUGGACAAGGACCACAACGACGAAAUCACCCUGGAGGAGUUCAAGGAGGCGGCCAAGUCUGACCCGUCCAUUGUCUUACUGCUGCAGUGUGACAUGCAGAAGUGAGGAGAGACAGGUGGGGGUCCAAGGGGAGGGAGGGCAGGAAUAGGGUGAAGAGAAACACAAGAUGGAAGGUGAACAAUAAAGGAGUGUCAGGAGAAUAGAAGCUGAGGGUGAGGGGGAGGAGACAAAGCUUCAUUUUCUUCCGUCUGAGCAAGUGAUCCAUAAUUGGCAUCCCCAUUGAUUUCUUUUAAUACACACUGACUCAGUGACCUCAGACGUCCUCUGUUUGUGUUGGAAUUCGUUUAAGACCAAUUCGUCCAAUGUCAAACAGAUUAUACAGCAGAACAUGAAGUCUUCCAGUUAACUGGGAAAUAACCAUCGACUUGUUCCGUCACCAGAAAGGCACUGGGACAGCGCCAGCCUCCACCAAGCCUCUCGUUUGACUUUGUCAGAUUUAUUUAUUUAUAACUCGACAUUUUCUUAUCUAUAUCAUUUGUAUUAAUGCACCCAGUCAAACAGCAGGUGGCAGAAGCGCAAGCAGCCUGUAAAAGGCACAGAGGUGGCACAAAACUUCAUUUCCAGACAUUGCGCUUAUGGCACUCUUGCUUCUUCAAGCUUGCCUAAAGACAAUCUUUUGUAUGUAUUAAAUAGUGGAAACCUGCUUUUAUUUAUUACAUUUUUUUCGGAAACUAUUUCAAUUAAAACGCAAAGGUUAGCGCAGUCCUUGUACAUAGCAAAAGGUGCUCAAUGCUUUUGAAUCCUCAUUUCUUACAUUUUCUUCAUCCAAAUCUGCCCAUAACAGUCUAGUUUUUACCUUGACGAUGUAACGUCUGUGUUUCAUGUCCGAGUGCAGUUGAGUUAAAUCAGCAGCUGCUAAAAGAGGAAACUGUUUUGAUAGAUUUAAGCAUGAUGUUCAAUUCCCUGCUGUCAAGCAGGCCGACAGGUGACACAUUUCUCAGGCGAGCAGCAUGCUGACGCACACUGAUGUGUCGCGGCCGUCCUCACAUUGCUCGCAUUUUAAUGAAAAGCCUAUAUGUUACGAACAUAUUUAAUUAGCUCUGCGCUUAUCUCUCCCGCAGCUGUGUCAGCGUGGCACAAUGUGAUCAGCGAGAGUCAAUGAGCCAAGAUACAACAAUACAAUUAAUUUUUCUUAGGCCUGAAAUCCUAUGCCAUUCUGCUCCGUUUUAAUUUGUGAAUUUAUACAAAUUGGAUCACAUGUGGAAAUUAGCUGGUGAGGAAAGGUUAGACGGCCCCUCCAGGAUAUUUAGGCAGGGAAGUGAAGCUGAAGGCCUGUUGACGUCACACCACCAUACCGAUCUUAUUUAUAAAGGUAACAGAUGUGGGCUGCAAAGUUUGGCUCACAAGUGAAUAAAAACAAACUCCCACUGAAAUUUAAGAGUAAAAUGAAUGAGAGGAUGAGUUUGAAAAAUGCUCAACACCCUUUUUCUGUAGUGUCAUAAUAACUUUAUAAAUGAAUAGCAAUAAUUUCUGACAAACUGGGACACACAGAAGUCACAAUCUGCAUCUUUCUUCAGACAUUUGGAAGAGCUUGGCAACCAGAGAUCCCUAUUGUUCCCACAGGCCUUUAUCUAGGAUUUUCAGACAAUGAGGUGUCCCAAUGUUGUGUUUGGUGACAAUUUAGCAAAUGUUUUGAAACAUCUCUGGAACUUUACUUCCCGCAUUUUGGGGCAAGUUUGGGGGCAUUUUUUUAAAAUCGGUCUUUUAUUUGAGUCUGGAUUAAAAUAUCACCAGUAAAACUCACAACAGUAAACGCAACAGUGUCACAACUCACAGGAUGUGGAUAAACACGACAACAAAUGCCCACCAUGGUAAAGCCGCAGGUCCACGAAUACAUGACAGUCAGCAGAUUUUGAUCUAAUACAGUGACCUCACCAGGAGAAACAGCCUUUUCAUGGAGACCAGUGUGACCUAUGGUUAGGGCACUGGAAAUGCAGGGCUUCCUGCUGAUAAAAACACGGUAUCCAGACACCCCUCUACCUAAAAGCCUGGGUUACUGGAGGCGGCAUGUAUUGCACACAUCUGACUGUCUAUGAGCAAAAAAGUUAUAGAUGUAUUCCAACGAAAUACUGAUGAAAGAACUCGAGCGUCCUUGGAAGACGGGCAGGAAUUCUGGAAUGUUGUUCAAGGAUGUUUGUCUGAAGGGACAGAUGAGAUCCAGCAUAACUCACCACCAUCUACAAUGUAAAGUAGGUGAAGCAGGUUUAUAUUCACUAUAGUUGUUCAGAGAAACUGAAAUAGCUCAAUAAAGUCGGCGAAACAAACACAACCAAGUGACGUAACUUGCAGCGCUGUAAUUACACACUGUGAUUAGAUACCACAUGAAAAGGCCACGUCUUCCUGCCUGAUUCACUGUUGUUCCACAUGAAAAGCGGCAAAAGUGGCUUCUUCUCCGGUCGUUGCACGCUCUUUUGUGUGCUUCCUCCCGAAAUGUCAGGGAGGAAGUGCUUUGAUAGCCAGUGCAGGGAACUCCGGUGAACUCGGCUCAGAUCUAAAAUCAAUGAUAAAAAAAAAAAAAGACGGUUGAAAAGGUUGAAAAGAAGGCAGCACAUUGGUUUGUUUUGCUCCCUUUGGCUUUGUUCACGGCUCUCAUUUGUCGGAGACUGCACAUCCACAACAACAGUACGGGGGAAAUCAGUAACAAAAAACAAAGCAGACAAUCUAAAAAAAAAACACCUGUCGAAUGAAGAGUGAGUCUCCCCCCCUUCUCCUCAGCGGCCUGAUAAUGUACAUUACAACUCCACUGUAAUCAUAUGUAUGAACUGAUGUUGUACGUAAAUGUGACUAGAUUAGAUCAGAUUUCAUAUGGCAACACUGCUACUGUGUGUUGUGUCCGGACACACGUGUUUUGUAUCAUUUGUGUUGUAGGAGCUGUCUGUCUGGCUUGUGUAAUCCCCAGAGUGUUAACUGUCUCACCACAAUCCAGAGUAUUAAUAUGUGCACUGGUAUCCAUGGUUCAACUCUCUCACUUCACAUUGGGAGGCUGGGGUGUUGAACUUGGAUGGGAAUGGUGAGCUGCUCUGUGUUACAGUGGCACCCAGUUCACGUCGGGAUCAUGUCGCACCUCGGCUGCACCGUCCCGCUACUUAUGACUCACAAGCUUCUUCUGCGUCACAUGUCAAACUCUUGCAAAGUGAGUUUGAAGGAGGGGGAUGUGGAGUGGAUUUACUUGGACAGCGCUGCUAAACCUUUUCUUCUGAGUUAGUGCUAAACAACCUCGCUAAAUAUGUCUAAAUCUAUUUAUUUUUGAAGACAAAAAUCAGCUGUAAUGUUUUAUGGUUAUUUUCUUCACUGAAGACAAGUCGGAUUAUUCAAAUGUACCCAUCAAGUUUGAAUAAACUGGUGACCUUUAUUCUAUUUCUUCAGCAGAGUUGCAGAAAUAAAUCAAUAUUUAAAUCUGCCUGGAUUAACAGUGAUGGAUUUUACUGCCUUUGUUUUCUCUCUCAAGAAAUUAAGAAAGCCAGCUGAAUAAUUUCAAAUGAAAUGUGGACUCAUUGCUGCCCAUGUCAAUGUUGCUAUAAAUGUUAUUCCAGUGAUAUCUGUAAAAUAUGUUCUGACUUGGCAGUGGUUUUGACAAAUGUCACUUGAACUUGUGACCGUCCUGGUGUAAUAGGACACCACAGAUGUUUCUUCUAAAAGUAGCUUUUAGUUUUCAUUUUUGUUCUAGCUGAGUUUUUACUAAGAGAGACAUUUAGUUGACUCCAUGUGCCAAAAAUAGAGCUGUCCAGAAUAUGAAAUAUUUGAUGUUUGUGAGUGCAGAAGCAAUGUGACACAAAUUCAAAGGAAAAUCCUCAAGCGUGAAAUGCGCCUCUGCUCUUCAACGUUUCUCUCUGAUGUUUCUACACCUGUAAAGUUGUCCUGAUCAUUGUACUUAUUUCAAUAUUGUCCUAGAAUAACAAGACGGUGCAAUUAUUUUUGUUACAUAGAAUAAAACACAUGGGUGUCUGUUGUGAUGGUCUUGUUUCAGGUCGACUCGCACACACAGCAAAGGGAGGCAAGAUUAUGAGUCACUGCUUUAGCAUGAUGUCAUACCACUGCAGUGAUGUCACCCUCCUGUUCUCAUGGUAACCUGGUAUGCUGGGGCUGCAGUAGAGGGCGACACGCACUGUUACAAAAGAACACACCAACACAGAUGUGAUUCAUUCAAAAUUGAAUUCGAUCAAGUUGCGGCCCCACGACAGGUAGAAGGAAGGUGCGCAGGAACAGCAGACGACUCCAAAUCUAACAUUGAAUUCUUUCAUACUCUUUGUA